Dendrobium catenatum is the source of this 1010-nucleotide messenger RNA. RefSeq lists its product as uncharacterized. Gene Ontology annotation, molecular function: protein binding. The record is from RefSeq and is a predicted model, not a curated record. The transcript has 2 exons. Bases 154 to 810 code for a protein of 218 amino acids. NCBI's taxonomy places the organism in Eukaryota, Viridiplantae, Streptophyta, Magnoliopsida, Asparagales, Orchidaceae.
GGAAGGUUUCAAGAGCAAGAGCGAGCAAAUCUUCUCUUCUUCCUCUCUCCUCGAGGUCUCAAGCUCUCUCUUUAUUGACUACUUUGCUCUUCCAUCUAAACCCCUGUGAUUCAAAGCGCAGCAACAGAGAAAACCAGCGGAGGCAGCGAAAGCAUGGUGGAAUCUUCUUCUUCAUCGUCUUCGUCGUGCGACUCCUUCAGUUCUUUUGACGAAGUCAGCGUCAAGAUCUGUAACACCGUCAAGUUCGUCUGCAGCCACGGCGGUCGUAUCCUGCCACGUUAUCCAGACGGAAGACUCCGUUACGUUGGCGGGGAGAAUCGCGUUCUUACCGUCGAUCGCACCAUCCCCUUUUCAGGGCUUCAGGUGAAGUUGGGGGAGCUGUGCGGAUGGGAGAAGGUGAAUCUGAGGUGUCAACUUCCGACGGAGGAUCUCGAUGCGCUCGUCUCCAUAAGCUCCGAUGAGGAUCUUGCUAAUCUUAUAGAGGAGUACGAUCUCGCAAGCCGGGACCGUCGAUUUCCUAUCAAGAUCCGCGCCUUUCUCCACCCCACGGUUGCGAAAUCUCGGAAAUCUGUCACUCCACCGAGUACUCGCAAUUCGCGGACGGUGCCCAUGAAUAAAGCUUCCUUCCAGUUACCCGCCGUCCACGCCGUCGUCGACCAGUGCGUUCACAAGGGUAGUUCACCGACGAAGAAUUUCGUCCGUUUCGUUCGAUCGGGCGACGUUCCCCGAUUCCACGGCUACCCGAUGAAUGGAUGCCCUGCGAUGUCACGCCACCACUAUCUGAUCCAUCAAGGCACCCGCUGCCCAUAGCCGAUCCCUGCCGGAAUGGGAAGGAUAUAAUUUUUGUUUUCGAGGUAAAGAAAUUGAACGGAGGAGGAUGAACAAAGAACAAUCAUUUGUGGAGAACUCCGAGGAUUGUAAUACGAUUUUUUCUAUUCAACAGAAACAAUUUAUAAAACUCAAAAUUGAUUCCAUUAAAAACUCAAAUCAGAAACCUCAGAAAAAAAAAA